AUGUGGGGGUUGGUACUGGUCCGCGUUCAGAAGCGGCACACGUCCAUCCACCGCGUGCGCCAGGGCGAGCAGCUGUCCUUCGCCCUCAUCACCCCCAAGAGGCACAGCUUGACGGGCGGGAUCAUCGCUCGGCUGCUGGCCACGCCCGAGCUGCAGUUCGUGGGCGCGCGCAUGCUGCGUCCCUCCGCCAAGCUCACCGACGAGUUCUUCCUCGAGAUGCAACGCGCCGCCCACGAAGACGGCGUGAUCGAUCCCUACGAGGACACUUUUCUCAAGGCGUACCCCACGAUCUUUGGUGAAGAGGAGCUGAAGGAGAGCGGGGUGGCCAACCACACGAUGCUGCUCCUUUUUGCCGGCGGCGCCCAGACCCGCCAGGUCCUCGCCGACGUCGUGGGCGCCAACGUGCCCAACCCCAACGACUUUGGCAAGACCAUCCGUGGCACCUACGGCGACUACUUCAAGGACCGGACGGGCAAGAUCAAUCUCUUCCAGCCGGCCGUCGUGGUGCCGCCGAGCGAUGAGUCGAACCGGCGCUGCCUGGAGGUGCUGGCCAAGUACCUGGACUCGGACCACGCCCUCCGCACCAUCAAUGCCGAGGAGAGGAACCAGCCCCUCGGAUGGGCAAAGCAGACGGGCCUGGUGAUGAUCAAGCCCGACAACCUGGAGCGGCCCUCAUCUCUGCCCGGGCACAUCAUCGACCUGUUCGGCACCACCGGCCUGCAGCUCAUCGGCGCGCGCGUCUUCUGUAUGAGGGGAAUGGAGUUCUACGGGUUUCUGGAGAACGUGUUCGUGAAGAAGCUCAAGCCCAACCUGGAGGAGGCCAUGAAGCAGCGGCUGGCGUCGGCGUUCGAGUACGAGGUGACAGACCAGGACUACGCCAAGAUGGCCGACGUUGUCAUCAACCGACACGCACGCUGCGAGGUCGCCAAAAUCAUCCACUACAUGACCGGAGUGCACCCGGACGACGCCAAGACGGACGAGCUGUUCCGAAAGCCCGGUCCGGCCAAGUGCUUCGCUCUCCUCUACCGCGGCGACAACGCCAUCGAGAUCAUCCGCUCCAAGCUGGGAGUCACCGACCCGAAGAAGGCGCGAGCGGGCACGAUCCGCAGCGACUACGGACACGACCUCAUGCGGAACGGGGCGCACGCGUCGGACAGCCCGGAGGGGGCGCUGCGGGAGCGUCGGAUCGUGGGCCUCAUGGGCGACGAGCCCUCCGAGGAGAAGGCCGUCAUCCUCGAGUGGCUCCACGCCUCCUCGGCUCCGCUUUCCCGCCAGUGA
Messenger RNA from Acanthamoeba castellanii str. Neff, 1278 nucleotides. RefSeq names its product nucleoside diphosphate kinase. The transcript is spliced from 11 exons. Gene Ontology annotation, molecular function: nucleoside diphosphate kinase activity. Bases 1 to 1278 code for a protein of 425 amino acids. NCBI's taxonomy places the organism in Eukaryota, Discosea, Longamoebia, Acanthamoebidae. The record is from RefSeq and is a predicted model, not a curated record. Gene Ontology annotation, biological process: CTP biosynthetic process; GTP biosynthetic process; UTP biosynthetic process.